Molecule: messenger RNA, 1385 nt
Organism: Exaiptasia diaphana
Lineage: Eukaryota; Metazoa; Cnidaria; Anthozoa; Actiniaria; Aiptasiidae
Product: cell wall protein PRY3
Source: RefSeq, a predicted model, not a curated record
AAAAAAAAGCACCCACGAGAAGCAAGAGCAACUCGUCACUGAACCAAGCGGACAGAACCUGUGAUUGAGAAAGUACGGAACAGUCUAGGGUCCGUCAUUUUUAAAAAAAACUGUCUUCUUUAAAGCCAAAGUUUGGUUUUGGAACUAAAAAUCGCUGCUGCCACUACUACGACUGCUUCCACUACUACGGCUGCUGCCACUACUACGACUUCUGCUGUGGGUGCCACGACAACUACUGCAACCGCAACCCCGACAACAUCAGUUACUCCUUCYKCAUCGACAACCACAAUUGCUGGUAACGCAUCAACUACAUCAACACCAGUACCAACAACUACAUCUUCAGCUGUAACCACUGCUGCAUCAACUACUACAGUAUCUUCUGCAGCCACCACAUCAAUACAAGCAAGUACAACUGCGGCUUCGUCUUCCUCAUCGGUACCUACAGCACAAACAACAACGAAACCUACCACAGCACCAAAAGAAACAUUCGAGGCAMAGGUUAGUGCUCAAAUGAAAUUGMCCAAACAAUGGRUUAUCUCUUACAGCGACCUGAACAGUUACGAAUCUAUGACACUGAUCAAUGAGAUUACUGUCUCGAUGAAGAAAGUGCAUAAUAAUACAGAGGUURAAAUCAAUUCAAUCUCGCAAGGAAGYGUCGUGGUAAACUUUACCAUUAUCUUUAAAAAUGUCGUAAGUGGCUCUGACCCCGUWAAAAGUUUUCAAGACGCCGUUAAAGCGGGAACCUUUAAGGUGGGGAAUGUCACCGUGGACGCUAAUUCUCUCGUGAUUUCAGUCCAAUACAAAGGCGUUACUCUUAUUUGGAAGCUGGACACAGAUGUUUAUCUGAAGGAAUGCUGUAAAAGUCACAUUGGAAAAGCCAAGGAAAAGCAGGAGUGCGAAACUAACACAACAACAUGUGCAGCCGUUCCGAAAGAAACACGAGAAUUGGAUUGUGGAAAAGCCUUGAAUAUGAAACCUCCAGGUUGCCCCAGUAAAGCAUGUGGCUUGACGUGCUUCUCGACUGCAAUCAUGUUGCUGGGAAUUCUUGCAAGUAAAAUCAUUUUCUAAGCCAAGUGGCUCCAACGCCAUCCAAUCAGCUGAGUGUAUAUACAUAUUGCACAAAUCAUAUCACAGACAGUGAAUGAUGACAAAUAUCGUCUAAUUCGUACAUAUAGAUGCAUGCCAAAUGAGUCUCAACGCGCAGGCGCUAUAAACUCAUUAUAUCUCAAAUGCAUCAACUCGAUUUAUGGAUUUAUUCCAAUACUCCAAUUUCGAGAUCUUAUUUGUGCACCCUUAUUCUUGAAAGCAUGUAAUAUAUUCUUUUCAGCGGAGGAUUUAUUGUAAUGCAAACACUCUGUCUACAAAGAAGACAAUAAAAAUUUAUG